Chara braunii is the source of this 2274-nucleotide messenger RNA. The record is from the annotation of a GenBank genome assembly. Lineage: Eukaryota; Viridiplantae; Streptophyta; Charophyceae; Charales; Characeae.
CCCUUGCCUCCACGUACUGGGUAGAGCACACGUCCACGGGCUUUCGGAAUGCGAUCUGGAAGAUGGAGACCUUUAACCAUAUCGCACCGAUCUCCGUCAGGGCACUCCAGUUCUUAGGCAAUGUCACCGAUGCACAAGUAAAGGAGUGUAGGGCGCAGGACCUCAAGUUCCCCCCUAUGCGCGCAUUAGACCCGGACAAGUGUGGGGAGACGAGCUCUGAGAUGUGGCAGAAGGCUAUCAAGCAACAGGAGAAGCUGGACCUCAGGAAUCUAAGAAAGAUAUGGAGCGUGGGUAGACCCUAUCUCAAAUGCAAAUGUAAGAAGGAGAGGAACAAGGACUACGGGGACACCCCUCUGUGGUUUGACCACGUCCUCUGGUAUCUGCUGGCACACCCGGAGAUCCUGUUUCUGGAUAUGUCCUCGAUCAAGAUCAGGACAUCAAUGCUGAUCCACUACCUCAGGACCACAUGGAGGGACGGUGUACUUGCCGCCAUCAGCUUUCACUUCCUCAGGGAUUUGAUGAUGGGAUACGUCAAGGAACUCGAGGGCGAUGCGACGCUGACUGCGGAGACCAUACUAAAGGAAGAUCGCCUGUGGAACUACCCGAUCCCUGCGACACUCGCACGAAUCAUGCUCCCCACGCGGGGCCCGAGUAGUAGCAUCAAUGCCCCAGGGCACGUGACCACACUACCAACCGGCAGGAGAUCAUGGGAGAAACAGAAGUCAGAGUGCGACGGAUUUCUGCACUUGAGAUACACUAGCAGAAUAACGGAGCCACUGCCCAUCAAAAGAUUACUGAACGAGGUCCUGGCGAGGUUAGUGGGAGACGAGACGGCGACUUGGUUAGAGAGUACCAGGAUUGGGUGGACCUAUAAUGGCAGUAUCGCGUCUUGGCGAUGCAGACCGACGGAGGUGUUCUGUGACUUUAACGUGGCACAGUGGAUGGAGGCCUACGAUCCGCGGCAAUGUCCGUGUAGAUCUCGGAGGUACGCUGACAUGCAGAGCAACUCAUCGAUCGAACUGCUCCAGAACGAGGGUUGUACACAUGUAAUCACACUGGACUCAUCAAUGACGGACAACCCGCUACUCCAGGGCAUCAUCAACUCCGGGCUCAGUCAUAUCCCCUGCAUAGCCUUGGACGUGGACGAGGCGGAGGGCGAGGUGGACAACUUCCUGGACAAGCUCUUUGCAACGGGCGAACUUUCAGCCAUACCUGCACUUCCGAUCGCACCUGCAACACUCCUGUAUCUCAUGAUGGUGUUCAAAGCGCACAAGGGCACAUUUCGCUGGAUCAUGAACACGGCCAAUACGGUCGUAUCCCCUGCGGCGGACCUUUGCGCUUGUCUGCUUCGGUUCCUCCUCCCUUUGGUGCAGACAUUCUGUCAGGAAAGGAGCUUGGAGGUGGAAGAACAGUAUGGGGUGAGGCCGAAUCUGUGGUGGGCCAUAGCCGUAGUGGGGGAGUUUUGUGCGAACCUACCGGAGAAGGUCUUUUCCGUUUUCACAGCCGACAUCACCCGUUGCUUCGAAACGAUCCCCAUAGACAACUCGGAGGAUAGUCUUCCCGCGGCAGUGAGGUUCUAUGUACAGAGUGCGAUGCGGGUGCGGAGGGAGAGGAGCUCGAGCCAUGCCAUUGGGGUCAAGGUGGGGGUGAAUGGCAACCUGUGGCCAUCCUGGGUGGACGGCGAUCAACCGGAGGGCAUGGGGUCUAUAAUGUUCAGGGAAGAGGAUAUUUGUUGGCUCACAAAGUGGUGCAUCGCCAACAACGUACUGCGCAUGGGGGACUAUGUAUGGGGGCAAGUCAAGGGUAUCCCCAUGGGUUUGGCAUGCUCCCCGAUCUGGUGCGACAUCUAUUUUUUCAAGUACGAGUAUCACGCCAUGAUGAGGUCGGCGGAUACAGGGAAUGUGCAUCUGAUCUCAUGCUUCGCGGACACCUUCAUGUACAUCGACGACCUAGGCUCGAUCAGCAACGCUAUCAUCAGGGACUUCGUGCGGAAGAAGCAGGACAGGGAGGCAAGCGACCCCUGCUGGAUCUAUCCAGACGAAUAUAUAGAGAUCAAAGAGAACACCGAGGUUACGGUGGAUAGAUGCGGGUGCAGGGCCAACUUCCUCAGCAUGACCAUCAUGGUCACUUCCCCGGUGACAGGGUCCUACACUACUUCCAAGCAUGACAGAUGUGCAGGUUUGGGGUUUACUCCCUGCAGAUUCAUGAAGUACAAGUCCAACAAGAGCGCCAAGUAGUCGCUACAGAUCACAACGGCUCGGGUUGCACAGAUCC